Molecule: messenger RNA, 1989 nt
Organism: Ilyonectria robusta
Lineage: Eukaryota; Fungi; Ascomycota; Sordariomycetes; Hypocreales; Nectriaceae
Product: Metallo-peptidase family M12-domain-containing protein
Exons: 5
Coding region: 1-1989 (662 amino acids)
Biological process (GO): proteolysis
Molecular function (GO): metalloendopeptidase activity
Source: RefSeq, a predicted model, not a curated record
AUGGCCAAGAGAGCUAGAGAGCAGAAUCGCCAUGGGACGCGCAAGAUGGCUUUCAAUAGUGUGUCCCAUGAUGACUUUUUUCCUUUCGCAGUGGAAGUUUCGAGAUCGUAUUGGAAGUGCUUGUUGUCUCGUGGAAAAAUCACCAUUAUCAUGAACCUCUUGGGUCUAUUCAUUGGCUUUGUUCUACUCUCUUUCACUCAGCUACAGACUCUAGUGGGUGCGGGGCAACUGGAUGCGUUCUCAAAUUUCCAACUAGAAUUCAAGCUGUCUAACGAGCAAGGAAGAAUCCGGCUCAACUUGCAACCAAGUCGCAACAUUGUUUCUCCCCUCACAGAAGUUCGGUAUCUCAGACCUGGAGAGAAAAGUGGUUCUCUUGAAAAACCUCUGGAGAGCUCUACACUUCUUUUCAAAGGAGAUGCGAUUGUCUCGGACGAUGGAGGUCGUACAUGGCGGAAAGCUGGAUGGGCACGAAUUAUCAUUCGACCCCAAAUCCAACCGCACUUAUUCGAGGGCGCCUUCAGCUUGGAUGGCGAUCACCACCAUGUCUCACUGGAUUCAAACUAUCGGAAAACACGGCUUGCCCAGGAUCCAACACUCCCCGAAUCAGCCUCUCCGUAUAUGGUGGUCUGGAGUGAGUCAAAUAUGGUCGAAAACAGAUAUGAUGGUGGAAUCUCCCAACGAUCUGUAUCGACUGAAUCCCCAUGCGCAGCAGAAGUAUUCGGUUCGCGACCGCAGGACAACAGUGCACAGCGCAAUUCACCAGGAAAUGAAGACGACCAAUGGACCAAUUACACCAUGACGAGCCAUAGGCGACAACAAGGUGGUUUCAAUCCGAUCGAUACAAUAGGAUCCACGGACGGCUGCCCAACGACCAGAGUAGUCGCGCUGUUAGGAGUCGCAGCCGAUUGCACAUACACCGCAGGGUUCGAUUCUUUGGAAGACGCUCGGGCAAACAUCAUCUCUCAGGUCAACAUUGCAUCGCAGAUAUACGAAGACACUUUCAAUAUCUCCCUUGCGAUAAGAAAUCUGACCAUCAGCGACGCCUCCUGCCCAACUGGCUCCACAGAGUCAACGCCAUGGAACAUCCCUUGCAGUGCGAACGUUGACGUCUCGGGUCGCCUGGGCUUAUUCUCGAACUGGAGAGGCACGGUUCGCGACAGCAAUGCCGCAUGGACACUACUCACCACGUGUAGUGCUGGGUCAACUGUCGGAAUGGCCUGGAUUAACAGUAUCUGCCGCAGAGGAUCUAGAUGGGGAGGGACUGCUGCGUCGACGAACGUCGUCGUUCGGACCAGUUCUGAAUGGCAGGUCAUGGCCCACGAGUUGGCCCAUAACUUCGGCGCGGCACACGACUGCACAUCAAAUGACUGCAGUUCUUCAGGUGGCGCUCAGGAUUGCUGCCCGCUUAGCGAGUCUUCCUGUAGUGCUGAAGGCCGGUACAUUAUGAAUCCCUCGGUUGGUCAGCGAAUCAGGGAAUUCUCACCAUGCACUAUCGGUACGAUUUGUACCUCAUUUGGUCGAGGACUGAUAGACACAAGCUGUCUGGUCAGCGAAGACGAUGCCCCGGACAUCAACGACAGUCAAUGUGGUAACGGCAUUGUCGAGCCCGGCGAGUCGUGCGACUGUGGCAGUGCGGAAGAGUGCGCAACGAAUUCCUGUUGUAAUCCUUCUACAUGCCAGCUGUUACCGAAUGCGGCAUGCGAUCCGGCAAUCGACGCCUGCUGUACGGAACAAUGCCAGAUAGCUAGCAGAGGCCUUGUCUGCAGGGAGAGCAGUGGUAUCUGUGAUCUUGAGGAGACGUGCGACGGUACAUCGAGUCAAUGCCCCGUGGAUGAACAAGAUUCCGACUCAUGUGGUGACGAUGGAGGGAACUCACGAGAUAAUGAAUCAAGCGACAACAAUGGGGGAGGGAGCGUGGGGAGCUGGUUUGACGAUAAUAGGACAGUGGUUAUUGCUGUUUCAGCCUCUGCAGCGGAGGAGAAAGAUUGA